AAGAAAUUUGUUAAAAUUAGAAACUCAACGGAAAAAGUUGACAAUUAAAUAUACUACUUCGACUAAAACGGUAAAAAAGAAAUAGCACCGCUAGUUACUUUAACACAGUGUUAGUUUUAAACAAAAUAAAUAACCUAUUUCCUCUUACUUAAAAAAAAAAAAAAAAAGAAAAGAAAUUUACGAAUGCUUGUAUCGUCGUUUAGUUGACCGUUUAUUUCUUAAAAUGAUGUUGAAUAAGCCGGUGCACUUGUAAACGGCAGCGAGUCUUAAAAUAAAUUAGUUCGUAUUGCACGAGAUGUUUUCCCUCUUCUAUCGCUUUCACUUCGGCGAUAAGCUAACUAAGUGUACAUAGAGUAUCGCCAAGCCAGUCGACCUUAUAUAAGACAACGCCUGAACGUAUUUGCUUAGUCUCAUUGUUAAAUCCCCGUUGGCCAGAGGAACAUAACUUUUCUUAAACAUGACUUCCAAAGAAUCUCCUUUUGAUUCCGACUGCAUGACCCUGACGAGAUUCGUGCUCGCGGAGCAACGGAAAAUACCAACCGCCACGGGAGAUUUAAGUCAACUUUUAAACAACAUACAAACCGCUGUAAAGGCGGUUAGUUCGGCAGUUAGAAAAGCCGGCAUUGCUAGCAUGUAUGGAAUAGCCGGAUCUAAGAAUAUUCAAGGAGAGGAAGUAAAGAAGCUGGAUGUUCUAAGCAACGAGUUGUUCAUAAAUAUGUUAACAUCCACGUUUAAGAGUUACCUCCUCGUGAGUGAAGAGAAUGCGGAAGCUAUCGAAGUGGAAGUUGAAAAGCGGGGGAAGUACAUAAUUUGCUUUGACCCUUUGGACGGAUCCUCCAAUAUAGAUUGUUUAGUAUCGGUUGGCUCGAUUUUUGGUAUUUACAAGAAGCCUGAUGAAUCGAAGGGACCUAUGGCGGCAGACGCCCUUCAACCUGGAAAGAAUUUGGUUGCUGCCGGAUAUGCGCUUUAUGGUUCCGCGACUAUGAUAGUACUCUCGAUCGGUCAUGGAGUUAACGGCUUCAUCUACGAUCCAGCAAUCGGUGAAUUUAUCUUGACGGAAAGAAACAUGAAAAUUCCUUCAAGGGGUGAAAUAUAUAGUAUUAACGAAGGGUACGAGAGUAUCUGGGAUACAUCCAUAAAAGAGUAUAUCCGUUCUAAAAAAUAUCCCACCAGUGGAAAACCGUACAGUGCGAGAUAUGUGGGCUCCAUGGUCGCUGACGUGCACAGGACAAUCAAAUAUGGAGGAAUAUUUCUCUAUCCGGCAACCAAGACUCACCCAACUGGCAAGCUUCGACUUUUAUACGAAUGUAUCCCAAUGGCUUACAUACUUAAGGAAGCCGGCGGUUUAGCAUCAAACGGGGAAACUGAUAUUUUAAACGUGGUACCCGAGACUAUUCAUCAAAGAUCCCCCAUAUUUUUGGGAUCACGAGAGGAUGUCGAGGAAGUGUUGCAGUUCAUUCAGAAGCACAAGACAUCGUGAAGCGUCGAGGAAGCAAUUAAGAAGCGGGAGAACACGUUAACAAUUUUAUUUAAUCGAAUAAUUUGUUGAUAUUACGAGUAUAACGGUGUUUUAUGAAUUCUAAUCGUA
This is a messenger RNA of Hylaeus anthracinus, 1588 nucleotides long. RefSeq names its product fructose-1,6-bisphosphatase 1 (gene fbp). The record is from RefSeq and is a predicted model, not a curated record. Bases 458 to 1480 code for a protein of 340 amino acids. Gene Ontology annotation, biological process: gluconeogenesis; fructose 1,6-bisphosphate metabolic process; sucrose biosynthetic process. NCBI's taxonomy places the organism in Eukaryota, Metazoa, Arthropoda, Insecta, Hymenoptera, Colletidae. Gene Ontology annotation, molecular function: fructose 1,6-bisphosphate 1-phosphatase activity. Gene Ontology annotation, cellular component: cytoplasm; cytosol. The transcript is spliced from 4 exons.